Molecule: messenger RNA, 868 nt
Organism: Zea mays
Lineage: Eukaryota; Viridiplantae; Streptophyta; Magnoliopsida; Poales; Poaceae
Product: protein BUD31 homolog 1
Exons: 4
Coding region: 206-643 (145 amino acids)
Biological process (GO): mRNA splicing, via spliceosome
Cellular component (GO): nucleus; spliceosomal complex
Source: RefSeq, marked validated
CUUCCGCUUCCAACUUCCGUUCCGCAAAUUGAAAGCUCGGCGUUGCCCUGCGCCCCUGCCUCGAGCUCGAAGGACUUUGUCCCUAUACGUCGUUGUCCAGCUCCUCGCAUAUUGUGGCCUGGUGCAGAUUGGAGAUCCGCCCGGACUUGGAUCGAGUCCUCCUGUCUUUGGACAUUCAUUGGAGUGCUCCAUUCAUUGAGACAGCAUGCCUAAGAUAAAGACAAGCCGUGUCAAGUAUCCUGAAGGAUGGGAGCUUAUUGAACCAACAAUCCGUGAGUUGGAUGCCAAAAUGAGAGAAGCUGAAAAUGAUCCACAUGAUGGAAAGAGAAAGUGUGAAGCUCUCUGGCCUAUUUUCCGCAUUUCUCAUCAAAGGAGCCGCUACAUAUACGAUCUUUAUUACAGAAGGAAGGAGAUAUCACAGGAGCUUUAUGAGUUCUGCCUAGACCAGGGUUAUGCAGACCGUAACCUGAUUGCAAAGUGGAAAAAGCCAGGUUACGAGCGCCUUUGCUGCCUCCGGUGCAUACAGACACGUGAUCACAACUUCGCAACGACAUGCGUCUGCCGCGUCCCCAAGCAUCUGAGGGAGGAGCAGGUGAUAGAAUGUGUCCACUGCGGCUGCAGGGGUUGUGCCAGCGGUGACUAAUCUUGUCAUCAUGUCGUUCGGCUCACGACUCACCAUCGCAACCUUAACCGGAUGAGGUGCCCUGCUGUAAACAUGGAUCCGGCUGCGGUGAUUAGCAUUAGUUUAUUGGGUAAACUAGUUGGGGGAGGACUAAAUUUCCUCACGUUUGGAUGUUUCUAACUGUUAUGUACUACUAUGACGUUCUCGUGUCACAAAUGCUUGCGUUAAAUUAGUAGCGCUUUUGCA